GCAGAACAAGAGAAACUGGCAGCUAUUAUUAGUGCAGAUGGUGAUGCCACAGCUGCCUCACUCUUAGCUAAAGCCUUUCAAGAAGCAGGCGAAGGCCUUGUCGAGUUGAGGAGAAUAGAGGCUUCUGAAGAUAUUGCUUAUAGGUUAUCCAAGAAUCGUGGAGUGAUGUAUCUACCAAACAAUCAAAGUACUCUAUUAAGCAUCCCACCACAAUAAUGGAAGAAUAGAUUGCAGAUUUUGUUAUGCACAAGAUGAAGUGUGCUGAACUGUAGACUGACAAGUAGCCAGACCACUGUGCUCUUGUACGAGAUAUGUUGUAUUUCAUGCACGGUCUGAGGAUAAGUUGCAGUUAACACAGUCCAUUGUAUUGUUUGUCAUAAGUAAUUUCUGGGAAUUAUUCUUUUGAAAUUGAAAAAGAUAAUUAUUUUGUUUGGGGUACAGGAAAUUAUAGGUAUUGUCCUGUUCCCCAAGAUGUAUUGUAAAUAGUUUCCAUUAGUGAUUUCUUGACAUCUGAUGAUUGGCCAUUCCAGUUUUGUUAUUUACAAGAAUUUUAGUUUUUCAAUGUAUUGGAGAAAAGCAGUGUACCAGAAUGGGAUUUUUUGGGAAUGGUAUUGUAUAUUCUAUGCAUUAUAAGAAAAGCUAUAUAACACUACAAGUAUGUUUUGUAAGAAAUAAAGAUUGUUUUGGCAACUGUU
Macrobrachium nipponense is the source of this 695-nucleotide messenger RNA. RefSeq names its product prohibitin 1-like. Gene Ontology annotation, cellular component: mitochondrion; membrane. Lineage: Eukaryota; Metazoa; Arthropoda; Malacostraca; Decapoda; Palaemonidae. Gene Ontology annotation, biological process: mitochondrion organization. The record is from RefSeq and is a predicted model, not a curated record.